This is a messenger RNA of Puma concolor (puma), 1512 nucleotides long. RefSeq names its product solute carrier family 30 member 1 (gene SLC30A1). The record is from RefSeq and is a predicted model, not a curated record. Gene Ontology annotation, biological process: intracellular zinc ion homeostasis; detoxification of zinc ion; zinc ion transmembrane transport. Gene Ontology annotation, molecular function: calcium channel inhibitor activity; zinc ion transmembrane transporter activity. NCBI's taxonomy places the organism in Eukaryota, Metazoa, Chordata, Mammalia, Carnivora, Felidae. Gene Ontology annotation, cellular component: membrane; endoplasmic reticulum; Golgi apparatus.
AUGGGGUGCUGGGGUCGGAACCGGGGCCGGCUGCUGUGCAUGCUGAUGCUGACCUUCAUGUUCAUGGUGCUGGAGGUGGUGGUGAGCCGGGUGACCUCGUCCCUGGCGAUGCUCUCCGACUCCUUCCACAUGCUGUCGGACGUGCUGGCGCUGGUGGUGGCGCUGGUGGCUGAGCGCUUCGCCCGGCGGACCCACGCCACCCAGAAGAACACGUUCGGCUGGAUCCGGGCCGAAGUGAUGGGGGCUCUGGUGAACGCCAUCUUCCUGACCGGCCUCUGCUUCGCCAUCCUGCUGGAGGCCAUCGAGCGCUUCAUCGAACCGCACGAGAUGCAGCAGCCGCUGGUGGUCCUCGGGGUCGGCGUGGCCGGGCUGCUGGUCAACGUGAUGGGGCUCUGCCUCUUCCACCAUCACAGCGGCUUCGGCAACGAUUCCGGCCACGGCCACUCGCACGGGGGUCACGGCCACCCCAAGGGGGCCCGCGGCAAGAGCAACCGCACCGGGAGCAGCGACAACAGCGUGACCCCAGGCGAGCAGAGGCCCGAGCAGGAGGAGACCAACACCCUAGUGUCCAAUAGCAGCAGCUCCAACGGGCUGAAACUGGACCGGCCAGAUCCAGAAAAGUCCAGAAAUGAUGCAGUGGAAGUACAAGUGAAUGGGAAUCUUAUCAGAGAAACUGACCAUAUGGAAUUGGAAGAUGAUAAUAAGGCUGGACAACUUAACAUGCGUGGAGUUUUCCUGCAUGUCUUUGGAGAUGCUUUGGGUUCAGUGAUUGUAGUAGUAAAUGCCUUGGUCUUUUACUUUUCUUGGAAGGGUUGUCCUAAAGGGGAGUUUUGUGUGAAUCCAUGUAUCCCUGACCCCUGCAAAGCAUUUGUAGAAAUAAUUAAUAGUACUCAUGCAACAGUUUAUGAAGCUGGUCCUUGCUGGGUGCUAUAUUUAGAUCCAACUCUUUGCAUUGUAAUGGUUUGUAUACUUCUUUACACAACUUAUCCGUUACUUAAGGAAUCUGCUCUUAUUCUUCUACAAACUGUUCCUAAACAAAUUGAUAUCAAAAAUUUGAUAAAAGAACUUCGAGAUGUUGAAGGAGUUGAGGAAGUUCAUGAAUUACAUGUUUGGCAACUGGCUGGAAGCAGAAUCAUUGCCACUGCUCACAUAAAAUGUGAAGACCCGACAUCAUACAUGCAGGUGGCCAAAAUCAUUAAGGACGUUUUUCAUAAUCACGGAAUUCACGCUACUACCAUCCAGCCUGAAUUUGCUAGUGUAGGCUCUAAAUCAAGUGUAGUCCCAUGUGAACUUGCCUGCAGAACUCAGUGUGCUUUGAAGCAAUGUUGUGGGACCCGGCCACAAGCCCCUUCUGGAAAGGAUGCAGAAAAGGCCCCGACAGUUAGCAUUUCCUGUUUAGAACUUAGCGACAAUCUAGAGAAGAAGCCCAAGAGGACUAAAGCUGAAAGCAUCCCUGCUGUUGUGAUAGAGAUUAAAAAAAUGCCAAACAAACAACCUGAAUCAUCUUUGUGA